CAUUGAACCGGGAAAAUUGGAGUUGGCAUUCACUAUCGAGCGACAUGGAGUUCUCUGAGAUCCAUUGGUCAAAUCUAUUUACUACUAAUGGAGGGCCGAAGCCAUUGUGCAAAUCGAUAUUGAGAUACUACGCAUUAUACGAAGCCUAUUAUGGUUAUGAUUCCAUACGUGCACCUCCCCGUAUGUAUUUCCAAACUCCGGAAUAUACUCCCGCCAAAAUUUAGCCGAUCAGCUGCUGCUGAUCUCGAGCGAUGCACGAUAUCAUCGAAAGCCUCGUCGGUCAUGUACUUUCCCAUAGAUCAUCGGAGCAGAACUGCAAGAUUGCCCCGGUUCAAAGCGAAUUGGCCCGGCUCAAUGGCCGGAAGGACACAUUUGACGCACUGCUGAGUAUGCUCGUGGCGGUCCCAUAUGGCGCGUUGGCGGAUCGCAUCGGUCGCACACCUUGUCUUCUAUUGUCGAUAUUCGGGAUAUUGCUGAGCGAGAUCUGGACAAGAUUCAUUUGUGAGUUCCACCGUGUAUCCUGUAUCAUAUUCGUAGUGUUAAAGAUUAGGCUGGUUGUCUUCUCUCCGGUUGGUCUGGUUGUCCGGCUUGUUUCGCCUGCUGGGCGGCGGCGAACUUGUUGUCUCGUCGAUUAUUUGCGUGAUGGUCGUAGAUGUGUUUCCUGAAAGUGAUCGGUAGGCCUCGACCUCUAGUGACGUUGGAGAAUGCGACUGGCAGGAUAGGGUGACGGCGUUGUAUCGAUUGAGCUCGGUUAUCAUCCUGGGCGAGAUCCUCGCAACGCCAGUCAGAGUCAGUGCUGCAAUGAUGACAUGGUCGUCCUGGAUGCCAUAUCUCCUUGGUCUGGCCAUCGUUACAUUGUGUCUGCCUAUAGCCUGCUUCCUGCCGGAGAUGCUAGACCGACAGAGUAUCGAACCGCAUACCGGUGAUAAUCAGGUCUCCUUGACCGAGCAACUACAGCAGCAGAUCCGGCAGCUCAGUCAUUUGACGCGUUUUUGUGGACGGGCAAUAUAAUCCUGGCGCUGUUCAUUUUUCUUAACGAGUAGUCUCGGUCGCCAGUCAACCUCCCUCUUGCUUCAGUACUAAUACGCCCGCUAUAACUGGUCUCUUGCUCAUGCUGGUCUCUUUCUUGCUCUCUGGGGCGUUGUCACCCUAUUGAC
Molecule: messenger RNA, 1157 nt
Organism: Aspergillus ruber CBS 135680
Lineage: Eukaryota; Fungi; Ascomycota; Eurotiomycetes; Eurotiales; Aspergillaceae
Exons: 1
Coding region: 252-665 (137 amino acids)
Biological process (GO): transmembrane transport
Cellular component (GO): membrane
Molecular function (GO): transmembrane transporter activity
Source: RefSeq, a predicted model, not a curated record